Messenger RNA from Cuscuta campestris, 516 nucleotides. Lineage: Eukaryota; Viridiplantae; Streptophyta; Magnoliopsida; Solanales; Convolvulaceae. The record is from the annotation of a GenBank genome assembly.
AUAUCUGCAUGCAUGCACUGCCCGACCACUUGGAAUGGUUCCCCAUUCUAAGCAAAAUAAUCCCACGUUAUUAAUGUCUCCCGAGGAUGAGAAAAUGGUAUUAAAAAAGAGAUUUAGUGUGAAUAAUAAUAAUAAUAACAAAGAAAAGGCUUCCACUUAUGAGACUCUCAAGAAGGUGGAUGAUCAAGAACACAUUCGAGGUGAAAAUGAGGGCUCCAUUAUAUUUUCUAUUCGUGAAUUUUUGCUUCACAAACUUCAAAUCAAGGGAACAAAAGAAGGACGUUCGGCAUUACAAAUAUCUCCGGCGCCACCGGCGCCACCGGCGGCCAGAGUGGUGUUUCACAACACCGCCGCCGGAGCUAUGGGAUGUGAUCUAUAGAUUAUUAAUUAGUAAUAAAAUAUGAUGUGAUAAGUAGGAUAAAAUUGGUAGAGGUAAAAAUGAUUUUUUAAUAGAAUUGUAAAAGAUUUAGGAUAAUGGAGUAAAAAAAGAAAGGUGAAGAAAUUUUUGUGAUUAUG